This is a messenger RNA of Metarhizium album ARSEF 1941, 1557 nucleotides long. Its product is annotated as Cytochrome P450 family protein. Gene Ontology annotation, molecular function: monooxygenase activity; heme binding; oxidoreductase activity, acting on paired donors, with incorporation or reduction of molecular oxygen. The coding region runs from base 1 to 1557 and encodes 518 amino acids. The transcript has 2 exons. The record is from RefSeq and is a predicted model, not a curated record. Lineage: Eukaryota; Fungi; Ascomycota; Sordariomycetes; Hypocreales; Clavicipitaceae.
AUGGCCAUCGGCACGCUUUUAGGCUUGAUAUGCGCCCUCCUCGUGAGCUUAGCUGUCGGCCAAGUCAUAUACGCCCUAUUCUUGUCGCCGUACCGAAAUGUCCCAGGGCCGAGGCUUUGCAAAAUUACGCGCUACUGGGCCGUCUACCAUGACAUGUGGUUACAACGCAUCGAAAAGAUUUACGAGUGGCAUCGCAAAUAUGGUGACGUUGUUAUGGUUGCGCCAGGAGAAGUCUCCUUCUCCAACGCAGCGCUGACCAGAGAGAUCUACGGCUCUACUGGGCGCCACCCCAAAAGUAAAUACUUUGACAACUUCCUCAUGUAUGGCGAACGACCCAUAUUUUGUACACUGGAUGUGAGAGAGCAUCGCCAAAUGCUCAAGCGUACGUUUGCCUUUUACCAGCCGACUACGCUCUACAAGCCGGCAAUGCUGGAGCCCCUGUGGACCAACGUCAGGAGGUUCCUCGACCAACUCAAGAGAGAUAUUGCGGUGAAUCCCACCGUGGACGUCCUGCUGCACUGCAACUUUUACUCGUUUGACAAUAUAACAAACUUGGUGUACGGUCCGAAGCUCUGCGCGCGCACAAUCGGGGACGCACAAUGCGAGGAGCGGAAGAUACUGGAGGGCUGGAAGGAGGUUGAAGUGUGGAACAAUCUCUCGUACAAUUUCCCUCUGGUUCACAAGAUGAUCAGGACGGCUGUGUCCUACGCCAGGAAAGACCCGACGUUUCUGUCAGCCGAGGAGAGGUUGACCGACUGGAACAUGGAAAAGAUUGAGUCUGCCAGGCGGGAUCCGGACAAGAUGGUUGCCGGCUCUCUGCUGCACCAGCUGAGCAACAUGAAGACGCCCGACGGGGAGCCGGUCCCCGUGUCAUGGAUCGCGGCCGAAAUGCUGGACAACAUCCAUGCCGCUCAAACCACGGUAGCCCUCUCGCUCACCUACACCCUUUGGAAUCUGGCCUGCCACCCCCAAUGGCAGGGCCGCAUUCGCGCAGAGCUUCUUGCGCUGCCGCCCAAGGAAGAUGGCCGGCCCAGCUUUGACGACAUCAUGGCGGCCCCAACUCUGGAUGCUUGUUUUCGGGAAUCUAGCCGACUCAAUCCCUUGUCGAGCGGGAGGGCAGAGAGGGUAGUGCCUGCUACCAAAGCUUAUGACGGGGUCGUGCUCCCGGCCGGAACCGUUGUAUCAACGUCGACUCUGACGAUACACCAAAGGUCAGAUAUCUUCUCAGAUGCCCACGCUUACCGGCCUGAGCGCUGGCUGGAGGCCGAUGAAGCGACUCUACGUGCCAUGGAGUCAUGCUACAUGCCGUUUGGGUACGGCGCGCGUCUCUGCCUAGGCAAGGCAUUUGCUGUGGCCGAGAUCAAGCUCUUGAUCGCGGGUAUCGUGAUGGAAUUCGGACUGUGGGACGAUCCUCAGUCGGCCACGACGCACAAGAGUAUGGAGCAGCUGGGGACGCAGAACGCCAUGCCGCGAGGACGGCGCUGUGACCUGGGCUUCAGGCUGCUGACGGACUGGGAACGAUCGUGUGGCAAUUGUACCCUAAGCUCGCCGUGUUGA